This is a messenger RNA of Lampris incognitus (smalleye Pacific opah), 1413 nucleotides long. RefSeq names its product COP9 signalosome subunit 6 (gene cops6). Gene Ontology annotation, biological process: protein deneddylation. Gene Ontology annotation, cellular component: COP9 signalosome. The record is from RefSeq and is a predicted model, not a curated record. The transcript is spliced from 10 exons. NCBI's taxonomy places the organism in Eukaryota, Metazoa, Chordata, Actinopteri, Lampriformes, Lampridae. Gene Ontology annotation, molecular function: metallopeptidase activity; protein binding.
AUGCGUACGUAAUUUUUCUCGAACAAGAUGGCGACGAGCGACGGCGGAGGAAUGGAGGUAGACGGGGCUGCCAGUCUCAGUGUUAUGGCCUCAGGGGUCACCGGGAGCGUUUCCGUGGCUUUGCAUCCUCUUGUCAUCCUCAACAUAUCAGACCACUGGAUACGCAUCCGCUCACAGGAGGGACGGCCGAUUCAGGUGAUUGGAGCCCUGAUUGGGAAACAGGAGGGUAGGAACAUCGAGGUGAUGAACUCCUUUGAGUUGCUCUCCCAUACGGUCGAUGACCGAGCCCAUAUUGACAAGGAGUAUUACUAUACAAAGGAAGAACAAUUCAAACAGGUCUUUAAAGACAUGGAAUUCUUGGGCUGGUACACAACUGGGGGUCCCCCUGACCAGUCAGAUAUUCACAUUCACAAGCAGGUGUGUGAGAUCAUUGAGAGCCCUCUUUUCCUCAAGCUCAACCCAAUGACCAAACAUACAGAUCUACCUGUUAGCGUAUACGAGUCUGUGAUUGACAUAAUAAGUGGCGAGGCUACUAUGUUGUUUGCUGAGCUGACAUACACCCUAGCCACAGAGGAGGCAGAGAGAAUUGGUGUUGACCAUGUAGCUCGCAUGACAGCCACCGGCACAGGGGAAAACUCAACAGUGGCUGAACAUCUUAUAGCCCAGCAUAGUGCCGUGAAGAUGCUUCACAGCAGGGUAAAGAUCAUUCUGGAAUAUGUCAAAUCAGUGGAAGCAGGACGGGUGCCAUUUAACCACGAGAUCCUUCGAGAAACCAACGCUUUGUGCCAUAGACUGCCAGUCCUCAGCACUGUUAAAUUUAAAACAGAUUUCUAUGAUCAAUGUAACGACGUCGGCCUAAUGACCUACCUGGGCACCAUCACCAAGACCUGCAACACCAUGAAUCAGUUCAUCAACAAGUUCAACGUCCUGUAUGACAGACAGGGCAUCGGCCGCAGGAUGAGAGGACUGUUCUUUUGAGUUAGCCAUCAACAGAAUAAGAGACAAGAAGAGACAUUACCACUGCAUUUUCUUUUUUGUUCUUUAUUUUUUCGGUCAAUGCUUGUCUUUUUUUUUGGAUGUAAACUGAGACUUACAUUUUUGUUCCCAUGUACAAAAGAACAGUAGCUUUUCAGAUAUUUGCAGCAGAUGUUAAGUGUAUCAAAGCAAUUAAAUGUACCAUUCAGUUACAUAAACGGAGAAAGAAACCUCAUACAAAAUGCCCUCAAGUCCAUAUUAUGGCUACAUCAAUGAACCCAGUGUCCGUAAAUGGAAAUGUUAGUUAACCCACAUUUGCUUUAUUUUGUUUCCUGUUUCUGUAUGUAUUCAAUGAUAUGAUUUUUUGUUUGUUUUGUGGGGCUUUGAAUCCUCUUUUUCAAAAUGAUUAAACAUUAUUAUUGCACAUUGAGGAGAAAA